Molecule: messenger RNA, 2726 nt
Organism: Quercus robur (English oak)
Lineage: Eukaryota; Viridiplantae; Streptophyta; Magnoliopsida; Fagales; Fagaceae
Product: GDSL esterase/lipase At5g03820-like
Exons: 2
Coding region: 2081-2521 (146 amino acids)
Molecular function (GO): hydrolase activity, acting on ester bonds
Source: RefSeq, a predicted model, not a curated record
CAUCAUAAUAAUAAAAACUUAGCACAAAACUAUAAUGUAAUCUUAACCAAAAUUAAAAUGAAAUCAAAGGAAUAAAAGAUAAACUUUACAAUAAUUUAUUACUCAAACAAUUGGUAGGCAUCUUCAAAUUCAUAGUAAUGUAAAUUGUGUUUUGAUAUAAACACAAAUUCUUAUUUCCAAAAAAAAAAACUAAAUAUUAAUCCAAACCAAAGUUAUAAAAGAAAGAGAGAAGACUUUGUGAUGGAAAAUUAAAAAGAAAAAAAAUACAAUACCAAGAUACAUAUUUUUAUAAUUAAAAAAACAAUUAACCUUAAUCAGAGUUAUAAGAAAUAACAAAAAUCCACCAAAAGAAAGUAUAGAGAGAGAGAGAGAGAGAGAGAGUACUCACUAUUUGUUUGUGGAAAAUAUAUGGAUUAAAUGAGAGAUAAUAUCGAAUUUAUACAAAAUAAAAUGGAGAGAAGAAAAGUCAAAAUAUAAAAUAUAUGAAAUGAUGAAAAAAGUAUAACAGUAAAGUAGAGAGUAGUGGGAAGAUAAAGAAACAAAGAGGAAACAGAAAGAUUGGAGGAAGUGUAACAGUAAAUGUGGACUAAUAAGGAGAAUAAAUGUUUUUUUAUAUUAUUAUUUAAUAAUAGGGAGAGUAAAAGUUUAAAAAAAGAAAAGAAGAGGUAGAAAAUAAGUGAAAGAUGUGACCAUUGAUGUGGUUCAACAGGAAUGUGGCAACAAUAAAUACUAAGCUUUGGCUUUAUAUAUAUAUAUAUAUAAUAUAUAUAUAUAGGCCUUAAUAUCUUUGACAAUAUUAAACCGGGCAACUGUAAAUACUUUAGCCAUUCUAGUUAUGGUGUUGUGUAUAAGUAAGCUAUUGGUAAUUAUAGUGACAAGAAAGAAGUGUUCAUUCGGUAAUUGCAGAUUCUGGUCAUGGUUGAUCUGGUCUUAGAAAAACCCAUCCACCCUUUGUUUAUGUAAGUAUACAUUCUUGGUUGAAAUGACAGCUUUACUUGCACUUGGUUGUAUCUUUGUAAAACAGCUUUGAUUAUAAAUCCUCCAAAGAUGUUAUUGAUGAAUUAUAGAAGCUGCAUUGAAAAUUCGAAGCAUGCAAUAUAUUUUUGAUCGACACAAAAAAACUUUAAAAUAUCAGUUUCUUCUCACUUUCUAAAGAUGGGCUCUUCUAUUCCUAUUCUUGUCUGCUAUAGUCCUUAGCAUGGCAGAUGCAGACUAACCAACAACUUUUAUACUGGGGGACUCAAUCGCUGAUGUUGGGACCAACAAUUUCAUACCAGGAAGCCCAGCAAGAGCCAAUUUUCCUUACAAUGGCAUCAAUUUUCCUCACUCUAGACCCACUGGAAGGUGCUUUAACAGUGCAGAUGUUCUUGGUUAGUAUACUUCUAGCCCAAGCAAACUUUACGUUAAAAUAAAUUGUACUUGUCAUAAAACCAGGCCACAUGUUUCAAACUAAACUUAAACUAGUGGCAUUAUUCAAUUAAAGUUGACAUUGCCUUUUUUUUUUAAUGAUGGUUUCUUGGUCAGCCAAGGUAAUGGAUUACUAGAAAAGUCCACCACCUUUUCUUUCUCUUGUAAACUGUUCAUCUGGUCUAACGAACCAUAGCAUCAAAGGUAUAAACUUUGCCUCUGGAGGGGCCCGCAUUUUGGACAUAACAGGACAAUCAAUGGUGAGGGCCUCUCUGUACUCAGAACCUUUAGCAUGCCCUUGUUAAAUUGAGAAACGGUCUAGAUUAAAUGAGAAUAAAUUCUGGUUUUCGUAUAUAUUCCUUGAUGUCAUAGUGAAGAACUUAAAUUUAAGAUGAAUCGAUCUCUGUGUUAUUGCAUAAAGAUGUGACAGGUUGUAAUAUUCUGAUCAAUGGUGGAUAAUCACACCAUACAUAUUGUGAAAGGCUAACUAAUGUUGUUGCCUAGUGGCAGUUUUAAAAUGUAUCACAAAGAACUCUGCCAGGGCAUGAUGGCUCAUUAUUUCCUAAAGAAAGAUGUAAUAUAUAUAUAUAUAUAUAUAUAUAUAUAUGAAAUCUUUAUUCCUCUUUAAGCAUUGUAUUGGUUGAGUUUAUCAUAUUGUCCUCAGUUAACGUCAAUGAAGUUUGGGAAAGAAAAUACUCCAUCCUCAUCCAAAAACAAAAAGAAUGUCAUUUCUUUGGCUGUGCAAAUACUGCAAUUUGCCAGAGUCCAAAACGAUCUUAUGGGUACAAUGGGUCAAGCAGCAAUGGAAAAGUUUCUUUCCAAGUCUUUGUUCUUCAUUAGCAUUGGUAGCAAUGAUAUCUUUGCAUAUUACCAUUCAAACAGUUCUCUAUCAAAGCAGGAUUUCAUGUCCAAUUUAGUACUCACUUAUGAAAACCACUUAAAGGAUCUACUCAAUCUUGGAGCAAGGAAAUUUGGCAUUAUGAGUGUUCCGCCAAUUGGUUGUUGUCCAUCUCAUAGAAUCUAUAAUGCUACUGGGGGGUGUUUAGAGGAGUUGAAUGACCAAGCAAGAGCUUUUCAUGCAACUGUUGAUUCCCUAUUGCGCAACCUCAGCUAAGAAUUUGAGGGCAUGAAGUACUCUCUCGGAAAUACAUUUGAGAUGACACUCAGUGUUAUUGAGGACCCACUUUCAUUCAGUAAGCAAUUCGCUCCUAGAAAAAUAUUUCAUUCAUUUAUACAUGUAAAGGAAAAGUUGUUCUUAAUCGCAAUGUAUUGGCCCCUCGGCAUUUCUACCUACUGAGUUGCUUAUUUUGAAGACAGUC